CGGAGCGGAAAAAGCCCACAGAGAAGAGAGGGAGGGAGAGGUGACGGAGACGAGGAAGGAAAGGAAGAAAAGAGACGAAAGACGGAGGAGAGGGGAUUGGGACUCGCCGCCCCGCUCCAAAUUCCCCCGCCGCUCCACCACCUCCAGUUCCUCGCCUUCGCCGCCCCCACAUCCGGCGACCACCAGCAGCCCGCUUUCGUCGUCCUGUCCCCAAACCCCUACCCGCCCAAUCCGCCCUGCUCCGAGCUGUUGGCUUCGCCUCGGUAGCCCGGCGAGGUGAAAGGAGGCAGAGGACGGAGGAGAUCGGAUAUGUGGGAACUCGUGUUCGGAGUAGCAUUGGGCGAUGGCCGCUGCAUAGGAUGCAGCUUUACUCCGCCAGUGGCCGCUUAGUCUGCUGUUGCUGCUUCUGCUUCGGAGUGCGUUGCCGUGAUCCCAACAAGAGCCUAGGCUGGUGCGGGUUGGGCUGACGUGUUGCUGUUGGCCUCUUGAUCUCCACGGGCGCCUGCGCCUGCCUGCUGGGAGGCGGUUGCGUGAAGCGAAUGGAGGAGUCUGGGAGGGAGAAGGACGCGGCGGGCCCGCCAUGGGCGCCGAGCAACUCCACGGCGUUCCGCCAAUUACCUGCGACGGUGAGCGCCUGGGCAGAGGCGCCGCCCGCCCAGGGCAAUGGUGUUGCCGUCGGGUCAAGCAAUCUCCGCGCCGUCAGGAAGAGGCCUCUUGUUGCAAGAUUAACCAGAGAUAUCAUCCAAACUUUUGAAAAUUGCAAUCCUGAGUUUAGUUACUCAGAUUCACUAAACCCGAAGCGCUUUCUCACCAGUCCUGCAGUUCCAGUUCAUAAUAAUGGCCUUGAUAAUGCAAAUUCCGACCUCAUCUUGUAUGUCAACAUGGAAUUGGUUAACGAGAAGUCAUACCGGAGGUACAUUGUCGAAGAAAUUCUUGGCCAAGGCACCUUUGGACAGGUUGCUAAAUGCAGGGAUGUAGAAACCGACAACUAUGUUGCAGUGAAGGUUAUAAAAAACCAGCCUGCCUUCUAUCAGCAGUCUCUCACGGAGGUCUCGCUGUUGAGCACGCUAAAUCGCACAUUUGAUCCUCAUGAUGAACACCACAUUGUCCGGAUGCUGGAUUUCUUUGCAUGCAAAAAUCAUUUGUGUAUCUCAUUUGAAAUGCUUGGUCAGAACCUAUAUGAGCUGUUGAGACAGAACGGUUUAAGAGGUUUACAGAUGAAACUUGUCCGAAGUUUCUCCAAACAGAUACUGGAUGCAUUGAUUGUCACGAAAGGUGCUGGAAUUAUUCAUUGUGAUCUUAAACCAGAAAAUAUCCUUGUAACUCAAAAUGCAAAAACAGAUACUGAAGUUAAAGUAAUUGAUUUUGGAUCAGCGUGCAUGGAGGGUAAAACAAUUUACUCAUAUAUUCAGAGCCGUUAUUACAGGUCACCGGAAGUGAUUCUUGGUUAUCCAUAUACUACUGCCAUUGAUAUGUGGUCGUUUGGCUGCAUAGUUGCUGAAAUGUAUAUAGGGAUUCCUUUAUUUCUUGGAGCAUCAGAAUACGAUGUCCUUAGACGUAUGAUUGAGAUUGUUGGUGUGCAACCACCAGAUGAUUUGCUAAGGGAGGCCAAAAAUACCAAGAAAUUUUUUAAACAUGUUGGAAGCAUCUAUCCUGGUAAUGAAGGGCAUGACAGUAUUGGCAGCCCAUACAGAAUGUUAACUGAAGAGGAGGUUGAAGCAAGGGAGUCCCAAAAGCCAAAAGUAGGGAGAUGGUAUUUCCCCCGUAGAAGGCUUGACAGUCUCAUAUCUGGGUACCCUUGGAAGAAUUUAGAAGAGGGCAAUCUGCCAGAGACUGAAAAGGCAGAUUGCUUAGCAUUGGUUGAUUUCUUGAGAGGACUUAUUGAGUUUGAUCCUAAUAAGCGUUGGUCACCACUGCAGGCUUCAUAUCAUCCAUUCAUAACAGGGGAAGUCUUCACUGGUCCUUACGACCCUAUACAGGAGACUCCGAUAAUUCAAUCAACUUUUCGUUUUCUUCGUUCAACUGGACGGAGGCAUUUAAUUUUGGAUCACAGGCCUGUUGGCCGUGCUGCAGCAGUUGAUCACAAUCCUGGAGGAGGGCACUGGUUUGCUGCUGGCCUUUCCCCUCAGGUUGUUGGAAGCUUUAACAGAUCCCUACCAUUCAAUAACGCUUUGUUGCCAAACAUGCCCUUUUCAUAUGGAAGCAGCUGUGGUAGCUUUGGUAGCCAUGGUAGCUUUAAUGAAAAUGUAGGUCCAGCAAGCAGCUACGGAAGCUAUGAUGUCAAUAAUGUCAACAUGUAUCAUUCGCCACUAGGUCCUGGAUUCAAUCUACAGUCACAAGCUGGAGGAUCAUUUGUAGGAUUUAGUCCAGAUAUUAGAAGACGAUCUCACCUCUCUCACAGCGGUGGCAUUCGAUUAAGUCCUGGGGGUCCAGGGCCUAUGUCUCUUGGGGCCAGUCCAUCACAAUAUACUCCUCCAAAUUCCCAGAUGCAAAUCCCAACUAGUGAUACUGCCAAGUAUGUUGCCACUUCUCCUGCAAGGGGCAGUCAUGGCUCCUCAUUGGGAAAAUCCGCUGCGGUAGGCCAAUUCAAUAGGAGGAGGAAUCUGGGUCACCCACCCGUGUCAACGCCACCACAUGAACACACAUAUCAACCGAUCCAGGGACACCAUGGAGAUGGUGUCAGUUCAGCCUUUUCUCGAGGACAUUCUGGCUAUUCACAUGGUGCACUUCCUAAUUCUGGUCAUUAUAAUUGGCGACCGCAAAUAGGCAUUCCUACUGGUUUAUCUGCCAACCCUUCUUCCAAUCAUGGUUAUUUCCAACCAUCUGGUUACAAUGAUUUUCCUCCUUUGCACAAAUCCAGUGUGUCAGCAGAUACAUUGGCCUCCACUUCGUCGAUACCAGAUCCAGCUGAUUGGGAUCCCAACUAUAGUGACGAGUCACUCCUGCAAGAAGAGAAUUCACUGGCAGCUGAGUUACGCGGUCUUCACCUGAGAGAUGCAAGUGGUCAAACGAUCCAGUCUAGCAGAUUGCCCAAUAUCCAAAGCCAUGAUACUGCAAGCUCAAACCCUUUGUCCAUAAAUCAAAGAAGUGACCGCCUAUUUCAUGCACCCUCUCUCGGAGAGAAUAACCUUUCUGCUGAUCGCAUCACCUAUCAUAGUUACAACCAUGCAAAUUAUUCUCAGCAAAAUUUCCCUGGUCGACAUGUACUACCAUUUCAGCGGUACAACCAUAUGAAUUCCACCUAUAUGCGCCCGAUCAGGAGUCUGCAAAAUGGUCAAUCUGUUUGGCCUAAUUAUAGUGUGGCAGAACCUACACCCAGUAGUAUGGAUGAAGGGCCUUGGGGAGGAAGGGGCGGUCACUCUUUUGCAACAGGCGGACUGCCACCGCCGUUUGGGAGAAAGGAUUUCGGGAGGAUAUAUUAAGGCCUUGGCCUUUGAUCUGGACUCUGGAGGAAUGCCAUCCAAUUGAUGGCAUGAAUUUGUUUGUGUUUGCAAUUCAUUGUUGCGCUAUUUACCGUGCUGUUAAUCUUGCGAUUUGUAGCAUUCCUCCUAUUGCUGUCCCCAUGUGGUACUCGGAUCAUGAAGUUAUAUCGUAUGGGCUAUAAUUAUAGCAUUCUUUUUUUUAGGAGAUAAUUAUAGCAUUCUUUGUUCUU
Brachypodium distachyon (stiff brome) is the source of this 3652-nucleotide messenger RNA. Its product is annotated as dual specificity protein kinase YAK1 homolog. The coding region runs from base 540 to 3422 and encodes 960 amino acids. Gene Ontology annotation, cellular component: cytoplasm. Gene Ontology annotation, biological process: peptidyl-serine phosphorylation; peptidyl-threonine phosphorylation. Gene Ontology annotation, molecular function: protein serine/threonine kinase activity; protein tyrosine kinase activity; ATP binding. The transcript is spliced from 19 exons. NCBI's taxonomy places the organism in Eukaryota, Viridiplantae, Streptophyta, Magnoliopsida, Poales, Poaceae. The record is from RefSeq and is a predicted model, not a curated record.